Cuculus canorus (common cuckoo) is the source of this 1977-nucleotide messenger RNA. Its product is annotated as extracellular matrix protein 2-like. Gene Ontology annotation, biological process: positive regulation of cell-substrate adhesion; extracellular matrix organization. Gene Ontology annotation, cellular component: extracellular matrix. Lineage: Eukaryota; Metazoa; Chordata; Aves; Cuculiformes; Cuculidae. The record is from RefSeq and is a predicted model, not a curated record. Gene Ontology annotation, molecular function: heparin binding; protein binding; collagen V binding.
AUGCAGGCAACAUCAUUAGUCUCCUGUUUCCUGCUUGUCUCUCUGUGCAUUGAGUUCUCCCACAGUGACACCGUCGCCCUUCUCGGGAGGCAGAGGAGAAGGAUGCGCUCCAGAGGGCUGCCAAGGAGCUCCUCAGCAGGGCACAGGGCCCCAGCCCAGCCAGGGAUGGAGCUGCCAGCUCCCAUCGUGGCCGCGGCCAGCGUACUGCUCAUUAACAUUGAGGACGGGGUGAUGGGAAUCUUUGACUCUCUUAUAGGUUUGGCUGGACAGGAAUCCAGUUACAACGUCUUGCCAGGGCAAAACGGACACUGCACAGCCAGCAGGAUGAUUCUGUACGACAAAGCUGUCGGGUCUCCCAAGCCCUGCGUUACCUCUCUGUGUUCGAAAGAAGUGAUCUGUGACACAGCCGUGUGCCACCCUCUACGAUGUCCCAGCACUAUCCUACCCGCAGGAGAAUGCUGCCCGAUCUGCUCUGAUGCUGCCUCCCCUUCUGACUCAAGCAUCAUUUCACUGGAUGACACGAGUGAAUUGUCUGGUGAUGUUCCAGAACCCACUGAGCUGGACAAUGCCAAUGUGUUGCCAUCAGAGCGUUCUCACACUGAAGAGGAUGAACUGCUCAGGACAGAAGUGGUAGAGUUUAAAGAGAAAGAAGGUCAUAAGAAGAUGAAAAGAAAAAGAAAAGGUACAAAACAUCGCCAGAAGCAUAAAGCCCACCGCAGAGAAAAGCAGCCUAUCGCAAGACAGGGACCUGCAGAAGAAGAGACACCAUAUGACAUCCAUGAAGAUGAUGGUACUUUAAGAAUGCCACCUCAUUCCCCAAUUCCUGUUCCACCCAUAGAAGCUCCUCCUUUGCCAGCUGGAUGCUCCACCUUGGACACCACAGUAAGCUGCAUUAAUGCCAAACUGACACAAAUACCACCCAUCUCAGACCCAGAUCUGACAAGUCCGGACCUUACAGGCAACGGUAUCUACGCUAUCUCAGAUGAAGCAUUCAACGGGAUACCUAACUUGGAGUGGAUUGAUCUGAGUAAAAACAAUAUUACCUCUCCUGGCAUAGGUCCAAGCGCAUUCAAAGUCCUGAAAAAGCUGAAAAGUUUGUAUUUGGAUGGGAAUCUGCUGGUACAUGUUCCCUCUGAAUUGCCAUCAACUUUGGAAGAAAUAAAAAUAAAUGAUAACCACCUCCGUGCCAUUGAUGAAGACGGCUUAAAAGGCAUGGGAAAAUUAGUAUCAAUCACACGAAGAGAUCACAAUAAAUUUGAAAAGCAGAAUGUUAAGCCAAACUCAUCGGGCUUGCUACAACCAGAGUUAAAACUUGAGAAUAAUCAAAUUGAAGAAGUGUCAGAAAUUUGCUUUAACCACACAAGAAACAUAAAUAUCAUUGUGCUAAAGCACAACAAAUUAGAAGAGCACAGAAUAGCACUUUUGGCUUGGAUAAAUCAAGGGAACUUGGAGUCAAUCGAUCUCUCUUAUAACAAGUUAUAUCAUGUUCCUUCCUACCUGCCAAAAUCUUUACUACAGCUGGUACUCAUCGGCAAUCAGAUUGACAGGAUUCCAGGGUAUGUCUUUGGUCACAUGAAGCCAGGGAUGGAGUACCUGUACCUGUCCUUUAACAAACUGACUGAUGAUGGAAUCGACCUGGUGUCGUUUUUUGGAGCAUAUCACUCUCUGAGAGAGCUGUUUUUGGAUCACAAUGAAUUGAAGUCUGUGCCAUUCGGAAUUGAUGAGAUGAGAAAAUUACGUUUUCUAAAACUGAACAACAAUAAAAUAAGGACGGUCCCUCCGGAAUGCAUCUGCAGGACUCAGUUUGGUGACGAUGACGUUCGCGAGAGCAGUGAAGAGGAGGAGACUGUAGAGUCGCGUUCGGAACACGUUCACCUUGAGCACAACUAUAUCAACACCAGACAGCUAUCGCCGCGUGCCUUUUCAUGCAGACGGUCCUACUGCAGCGUUGUUCUUAAACCACAGAAGAUCAAAUGA